ACAAUAAAUUUGGGGGACAAAAACAUGUGUCACCAUGUGAUUGGUUAAUUGCACCACGUUAGCAAUUUGUUAAAAGAAAUAAAAAGUGAGGACUAAACUUAAUAACGGAAAAAAUUUUAGGAUUUUUUUACACCAUAAAAAAAAAUAUUGAAACUAUUCUUGAUUAUAAUGUAAAAUGUAAGGACUAAAAAUAUAUUUAACCCUUAAUUAUAUAAAGAUAUCACUAUUCACUACCUUCUCCAUUUGUUAUAUAUAUAAAGACAAUAGGUAGUGAGAAACUUAAUUAGAAAUUUCAUUCAAAUUAUAAGUUAUUAAGAACCUCUCAUAUCAUAUGGUAUGGGCAUAGGAGAUGGAGAACAAAGAUCUCUUGAAGAAACACCAACAUGGGCUGUCGCAGUUUGUUGCUUCAUCGUUCUUGUUAUAUCUUUGAUCAUUGAAGGAGGUGUUCACAAUUUGGUUGAGCAUCUUAAGAAUAAGAAUAGAAAAUCCAUGGGGAAGGCCUUGAGUAAAACUAAAGCAGAAAUGAUGAAAUUCGGCUUCAUAUCAUUUCUUCUCACAAUAUCGGAGGUUCCAAUAUCAAAAAUCUGCAUCAAUAAAAAUGUGGCAAAUUCUUUUCUACCAUGUGAAGAUUCUUCUAUGGAAUACUUAGGAUCAUCUUCUCGUGAUUCAAAUUCAUCGAAAUUAGACCAAAUACCCUCCACCAAUGAAUCGGGAUACCGAGUCAACUAUUGUGAAGCAAAGGGCAUGGUUAGCCUAAUUUCAAGUGAUGGAGUCCUGGAGCUAAAUAUCUUAAUCUCCAUUUUGGCAGUAUUUCAUAUCCUUUACUGUACAUUAACCAUGUGUCUAGGGAAGGCAAAGAUGAGAAGAUGGAAAAAAUGGGAAGAGGAGACUCAAACACUCGAAUAUCAGAUAGAUAAUGAUUCAAGAAGAUUCCAGCAUUUAAGUCAAACAUUGGGUGGCAAACGUCACAUAAAAUUAUGGAAUAACUAUUCUCCCUUGUUGUGGAUAGCGUGUUUUCUGCGGCAGUUCUAUAAUUCAGUCUCAAAAGAUGAUUACUUUGCUCUACGAAAUGGGUUCAUUGCUGCAAAUAUUUCUGAAGGCAGCAAUUUCAACUUCAAGAAAUUUCUUUCUCGCACUUAUGACGAAGAUUUUGAGAAGGUGGUAGGAAUCAGAUUUUGGAUCUGGCUUUUCUCCAUAUUUUUCAUAUUCGUCAGCGCACAUGAGUUUUAUAAUUACUACUGGCUUCCAUUUAUUCCACUUCUGGUUGCUCUACUUGUUGGGACUAAACUGCAAGUGAUAAUAACAAAUAUGCACCUAGAUAGUUGCAAGCAAAAUCCAGUUAUCAAAGGAACCAUACUUGUAAAAACAAGUAAUGAAUAUUUCUGGUUUCAUCGACCUGAAUGGCUUCUCCAUUUACUCCAAUUCAUUUCUAUCCAGAACUCGUUUCAACUUGCAUUUUUCACCUGGAGUUGGUAUGAAUUUGGUCCAAGGUCUUGCUUUAGUAGAGAAAAACAGGACAUUGCCAUAAGAAUUGCAAUGAGUUUAGCUGUGCAGCUCCUUUGUGGUUAUGUCACUCUUCCCCUUUAUGCACUUGUCACUCAGAUGGGAUCCAGCAUGAAAAAGGAAAUUUUCAGCGAACGUGUUGUGCUAGGUCUAAAAAAUUGGCGUAAAAAGGCAAAAGGAUCAGUUUCGAAAAACAACUCAACUUGUAGUAGACAUUCAGCUUCUUUACAUUCCCAAAAAAGUGACAAUUCAGUAAGGGACGCUAUAGAGAGUAUGCACAAUAAUAAGGUGGAUAAUGAAGACAUUCAAUCAGUAGUAGAGAUGAAUCCUCCUUAUGCGAACCACUCUAGAAACGAGGAGGAAGAAGAGAUCAUUGUAGAUACCAUUGAGCAAGAGAUCUUGAUCACUUCAGAAAAUACACACAGUAAUGAGGAAGAUAAUGCAAAGAUCAUCACCAGAGGAAUCUAUGACGGUGAGGUCUCGUUUGGAAUUUAUGUGUGUAGCAGUAGCAGAGGCAUAGGGGAAAUUGUUUCAAUUGCUGAAGAAGAAGAUGACACUGAUCAUGAUCACACAUUACCCCAUUUGAAUCCAUAGAGAUUGGACUUAUAAUAUUUGUUUCAAUAAAACUCAUUGGUUAUGCUAUUUCUAUAAACUCAAUGCUAUGUUGUGAACUUGUAAAAUCAAUAAAAAAAACUAUCAUAUCAUAUAUAAUUAUAAAGUAAUACUAUACAUACUACAUAUUAUAGAAAACAACAUCUAUACAAGACACAUGCCCAAUAUUAUUAUUCAAUGAAAGGUAGAACACAUUGAGUAGCAAACAGUUUGAUUUUUUAAAUUUUGCCUCAUUGACUUUAAUAUAUUCCAGCAUAAUUUAGUAUAUGCACAUGCACUAAUGCACAUAAAGAGAUUAAAAUUAAAGUCAGUCUUACAAGAAUUAUAGCUUAAUUUCAAGUCAAGCAUGACUUGGUCCAAGGAGGUACCUAGUAGUUUGAUAAUUUACAUACAGUCCAUUACUCCAUUCGAUCCUACUUGAAGUUGCUUUACCUAUUAAAAACUCCUCCCUGUUAGUUUAUAAUUCAUUGUUGUCAGUUUCUUAUGUUACAAGCAAUAGCUUGUUUUAAGUGUUUUUGAUUGAUUGUGAAGUGUAACUAACUAACUAGAUAAAAGUUGGUUAGAGUGAGUUUGAUAUGUGUAAUUAACUAACUAGAUAAAAGUUAGUUAAGAGUGUUAGUUUGUAGUUAUUAGUUUGUUAGCUAAUAAUUAGGGAGUUUGUUAGAAGUUACAAGUGUGUGACUUAAGGUGCAAGUAUUAUAGCUAUAUAAUGCACUUGCAUCUAUUGUAAAGUUUCAGUUUUUGUGUUGUGAAU
Molecule: messenger RNA, 2869 nt
Organism: Trifolium pratense (red clover)
Lineage: Eukaryota; Viridiplantae; Streptophyta; Magnoliopsida; Fabales; Fabaceae
Product: MLO-like protein 6
Exons: 14
Coding region: 337-2097 (586 amino acids)
Biological process (GO): defense response
Cellular component (GO): membrane
Source: RefSeq, a predicted model, not a curated record